AUGGCUCAUUCUUCUAAUUCUCCUUGGCCUUUCUCAGCCUUGUCAUUGAUUCUGCUGCUUCUGCUUACACAUUUCAAUGGUGGUGACUCCACUCUAAUCAAAUCAAAGGCAACUAAUGCACAUCUUACAACAGAGACUGGUUGGUAUAAGCAGGACUUUUGGAAGUACCUUGGUGCAAAUGUAACUCUAGUUUCAGAGAGAAUAUACAGAGAUGGAUUGGCAUGUGGUAGUUGCUUACAGGUGAAAUGCAUUGAUCAGACUCAUUGCACAAACAACAGUGUCAUUUUGGUGGUGGUGGGUUCUGGUUAUGGAGGAGAAAAUGAUUUUCUGAUAAAUUGGGAAGCUUACACACAAUUUUUUCCAAAGGGCACAAAUUUCCAAUUCCCAGGGGGUAUUGACAUUGUUUAUAAAAGGGUGGCUUGCCAGUAUCAUCAUCACAUAAGCAUUUGGGUGGAACAUAGCAGCCCUUCUUUCAUGCAGCUUGUGUUUUGGUAUGUAGGAGGCAGUAGAGAUAUAGUUGCAGUUCAACUUAGAGAGGAGAGGGAGUUGAAUUGGAGAGAUAUGAAACUUAGAAAUGGGUCUCCUGUGUGGUGGAUAAACUUUUGGGAUGAAUAUGGGCGUUCACUAAAGGAAAAUGUUGUUGUUCGUUUUAAUAUGAGUGACAGUUCCAGAUGUGGAUGGACUUAUGCUUCAACUGUCAUACCAUUUUCUGAUGCACAUGCUUGGGGUGUUGGAGUUAAAUAUGAUUCUGGAUUUCAGCUUAAUUAG
Cryptomeria japonica (Japanese cedar) is the source of this 768-nucleotide messenger RNA. RefSeq names its product expansin-like B1. Lineage: Eukaryota; Viridiplantae; Streptophyta; Pinopsida; Cupressales; Cupressaceae. The transcript has 5 exons. The record is from RefSeq and is a predicted model, not a curated record. The coding region runs from base 1 to 768 and encodes 255 amino acids. Gene Ontology annotation, cellular component: extracellular region.